AUACGAGGAUAGAGUAAGAGAAUCGAGAACGAGACCUGCUGAUAGUUGAGUUGAGGUACCUGAGGUUUACACAGGGGCUCUAGCUAUCCCUGCUGUCCUCAACUGACUUCUUGCAGCCCUAAGCGCAUAUCUCUAUCCUGAGGAGUCUCGGAGGUUAAAAAAGGAUCUACUACUUGGAUUCUUGGUGCUGGAUAGAUUGAAAGGCAAGUGAGAGUGGAUUCCGGCUUCAAAAACCACUUAGUUCUCUCACUUGGUCUUAUCUUCUUGUGUUCCUUCGUUCUGGUUUGAGAUGCCAACCACACUGCCGAGUUCGAGGGAGGCGGAUGGAGUUUUGGAAGUGAGAUUCGACGACUGGAAGGAUGGAACUGAUAAGAGGAAGAGGAAACCCAGGAAACGAGUCCAUAUUGUGAGGAACCCCUUUGUUUGCUCCAAGUGUUGGACUCGUUGGGCAGAAAAGGAUCUCGAGGGAAACAAGAGCGUUCCACAGCUGCAGAAGCGAAACGACGGGACUUUUUAUCACAAACCUUGCAAAACUCUGCUCAUGCGAUACUAUGAGAUCCCUGCUGCAGACUUGGCAAAGUUUGCCAAAGAGAAGCUUUUCACGGAUCCCAAGUUUCUAAACUUUUUCCCCUCCAUGGCAAACUUGAUCCGGGAAGACAUGCCUGCCACAGAUCAUCACAACACUCAAUGCGAAGGAUCUUGCUGUAUGCAUGACCAGGAGGAUUCGAUGGGCCCUGAGCCGAACGAGACGGCAGACGUUGAGUUCCACGUGAACGACUGCAUCUUCUUCGGUUGGAUCGAGCAGUCGCACAAGACUUGCGCGGCGGCUUCAGUGGCAGGAGCUCUCAAUGCUGUGUUGAACCAUCCUUCCUUCGAGGGAAGGCUCUCCCCAGCUGACGACAAGCUGCAAGUUUACGUGCAGGAGAAGGACGUGAUCGAGUACUACUGCAAGUGGGCAAGGGAAGCCGGGAGGAUCAGCUGCCAUGCCGCCCUGAGAGGGUCUUGCGGGCUGAUUCCCAGCACGAGGAAGAUUGGAAACCCUAGAUUGCUCAGAGCAUGCCAUGCGGUCAGCAAAUCUUUGUGCGUCCAGACGAAGGAGGUCGAGGACACGGCCGGGGUCAAGUGCCCUCCGUUGCUCAAGAGGAUGGGGAACGAGAUCGUCAACUGCGAGGACGAGGACAGUGACGACGCGAGCGACGACUCGUCGGACAGCAUGUCUCCUGUUGAGACCGCAAGGCUCUUGGGGAAUUGGAACUGCAGGGAAGAAAUCGUGGAGGGAGGGCGGUGCUCUCCCAACGAUGACGAGGAGGUGGAGGUGAAGCAGUGGGAGAUGGUCAAGGAGGAGCUGAACGCGGGUCACAGUUUGCUCAUCCACUUCCGCAACCAUUACUCCCUCAUCUUCGCCACCCGCGAGUGGUUCUGUCAUGCUAGUAGCUCGACUCGUCGUCAGGUGCUCACAGCGACGCAGAAGCAGCGGCCGCAUGUUUGGUUCUGCUUCCGACAGCUGCGAGCGGACAUCGUCUACUCCAAGGUGAACCAGCUCAUCGUGAUCCGGCCCAGCAUUGAGAAGUGUCUGGAGACGAGGUUCAAGAGGAGCAGCAGAGCAGCAGAGGAGGCGAGGACGAACGUCAAGGAUCCGGUGGGAGGGCAGCGGCUGAACCGUUUCAACUCUCUCAUUUGUUAG
Molecule: messenger RNA, 1684 nt
Organism: Guillardia theta CCMP2712
Lineage: Eukaryota; Cryptophyceae; Pyrenomonadales; Geminigeraceae
Exons: 1
Coding region: 290-1684 (464 amino acids)
Source: RefSeq, a predicted model, not a curated record